CCCUUGCCUCAUUAAAAGCAGUCUGAGCAAGCCGGAGGGCGAGCACACACACACACGUACGCAACCCGCAGACACACACGCUUGCAUUCCUGGUUCAGCUUCAUUCAAAUGAGAUGAUUUAACUGCUCGGGUUAACACAGCACAGAGCGGGACCCAUGUACUUUCUCAGGCAGGACAAAUCGGCUUGGUUAACAGGUGGGACUUUUUGCUCAUUUAAUUUUCUCCGUCUUCUGUCCUCCAACUUCCAGCUACUAAGCCACAUAUUUUAACAAGGUUAUGAGGACGGCAGGAUGGAGUUCCCAGACCACAGCAGACAUUUGCUCCAGUGUCUGAGCGAGCAGCGGCACCAGGGCUUCCUGUGUGACUCUACGGUGCUGGUGGGCGAUGCCCAGUUCCGUGCCCACCGCGCCGUGCUGGCCUCCUGCAGCAUGUACUUCCACCUGUUCUACAAGGACCAGCUGGACAAGAGAGACGUGGUGCACCUCAACAGCGACAUUGUGACGGCACCAGCCUUCUCCCUGCUCCUGGAGUUCAUGUAUGAAGGCAAGCUCCAGUUCCAGGACCUUCCCGUGGAGGACGUGCUGGCGGCGGCCAGCUACUUGCACAUGUAUGACAUUGUGAAGGUGUGUAAGAAACGCUUGAAGCAAAAGGCCACGGCGGAGGCGGAUAGCACGCGCAGAGAGGACGACGGCGGGUCCAGCUGCUCCGACAAGGCUGACAGUUUAUCCGAUGGUUCAACAGGACGGCCUGCUACUGCCGAUCUGCUACACAGUGAUGAAGAGGAGGAGGGGAAGGCCGAGGGAAGUCAGCUGUGGCUAAGGUUGCCAUCGGCGGACAGACCAGGGACGCCGCGCGGUGCCGCAACCAGUCCAGGGCACGGGGAGGCGGAGACCCAGCCAGGUGAAGGCCUGGGGGAGGUAGGGAAGGUGCUCUCUCCAGCCGGCAGCCCCAGCAGCUCCACUGGAUCUCUCUCCCAGAGAUCCCACCGCUCAAUAGGCUCACGAGCCGGGCACAGAGGCAGGAGGGUGUCGAACGACGCGGCCGACUGCGUCCUGGACCUGUCAGUGAAACCGAGUGCCGUUAGCAACCACCAUCCAUCCUACUUCAGUGGCGCAGCUACACCGGACAGCCUGCAGAGCCCUCUGGCUGUGAGGGUGAAGGUGGAGAGAGGUGUAGCUUCAGAUGAAGAAGAGGAAUUAGCAGGUGGUGACUACGACAUGGAGCACAGCGGCCUCAGUAAAACCCAGGUUCCCAGUGCCAAUGGAGUCCUGACCCACCGUGGGGUGGGAGGGCCUCUCUCGGCCCAGCGGAGGCUCGGGCUGGAGGCUCACCUGUCUGCUCUGCGAGAGGCGUCUCUGGCUUCAGAGCUGGAGCGUGAUGAGAAACCUCCAGCCUCGGCAGAUGACGAGGACCUCCUUGGGGGAGAAAACGAACGUGCCCAGGCCGAGGCGGCCAGCAUGGAUACCUCUCUGCUGCCUUACGUGUCCAACAUGCUGUCGGCCCAACACACCCAGAUCUUCAUGUGCCCGCUGUGCAACAAGGUCUUCCCCUCCCCUCACAUCCUCCAGCUCCACCUCAGCUCCCACUUCAGGGAGCAGGAGGGCAUCCGCUCCAAGCCCGCCGGAGACGUCAACGUGCCCACCUGCACCAUCUGCAGCAAGACCUUCUCCUGCAUGUACACACUAAAGCGCCACGAGCGGACACACUCCGGCGAGAAGCCCUACACUUGCACCACCUGCGGCAAGAGCUUCCAGUACUCGCACAACCUCAGCCGCCACGCGGUGGUGCACACGCGCGAGAAGCCGCACGCCUGCAAGUGGUGCGAGCGGCGCUUCACGCAGUCCGGGGACCUCUACCGACACAUCCGCAAGUUCCAUUGCGAACUGGUCAACUCGCUGUCAGUGAAGAGCGAGCCGCUGGCGCUGCCCAACGUCAGGGAUUGGGCGAUCGAGGACAGCUCCCAGGAAUUAUGGAAGUAGAAUCAGACCGUGGGGUUUGAGAAAAAAGGAACAAGAAGGGCAGAGAGGCUUGGGGAGGUGAAAGUUUGUUCAUUAGUCUGGGUUUAAGUGAGUCAUGUUCUUGUUUGUUGCGACAUCUCAUUCAACCGCACUUUAAUAGCACAUGAAAAUGUUACUACUGACUUAUUUUAUUGUCUAUUGGGGGUAAUGUUUUAUUUUAUUUUAAAGUCCUGUUAUAAUUUGUCGUUAGUUCUCUUCUGUUGGUAAUUGUUGUUGCUUCUGAGGACACGGGUCCCUCUGUGAGUGACUUGUUUUUUAUUUUUUUUUUAUUUAGUCAUUUUUGAAGGAGUCUUCUUCGUCUGUCUGUGUUUCACCCCAGAGACAACACUCCCAUCGCCGGCUCCAGUUCCACUGCAGGAGUUCAUGUUGAACACACUGAAGUGAAAAAGCAAAACAAUACACUAAAAAAAACGGGUACUGUGAGGCCACCGCAUGCACCGUCUGAAUACGUACGCGCGUGUGCAUUCGAUUCUGCACUACUCUGGCAAAAACAAGCAAACAAAAGAAAGGAAAAAAACCUAUCAUGUGUGAGCGUGCUUGAGUGCGUUUUGUGUGCAUUAAAUUUGAUUUUCCUCCUGGCAUGAAGGUGUCGUUGGCGAGCGCUCCCCACUUCUCUCGUUAAGCUCUUUGGUGUUGUGUUGGUGUGUUCAGGGGAAAGCUGACUGAUUAACUGAUGGCACUCAUGCAAUGCACAGCCUCCUUUUUUCACUUCCAAUCAAUCUGAAGUAUUUUCUAAAAAUGAGAAGACCUUUACAAAUAUUAUUAUUAUUAUUGUUUUUCUUGAAUCUAGCUGGCAGUCUUUAAAACAUCUCUUGUUGUAAAGGUAUUUAAUUUAAGUUUGUUGUAUAUUGUUCUGUUAUAGUUUAAAGACUUUAAUCCCUUAUGUUUUUUUUUAACUUAAUGAUUAUUAUUAUUAUUUUUUUUUUGUAACUUUUUUUGUAAUGGGACCUGCUGUUGUUGCAUGAUGUCCAAACCUGUAUAUUUUAAAAUGAAAAUGUGAAUCUGCUGUAUUACUGUACACAUUGUAAUUGAUCAAAUAUUUGACAACAGGCUUUUUUUGUUUUUCCUUUUCUUUGUGAAUACUACUCCAGGGUUCAGUCUGUUUUUAAAGAGAAAAACUGAAUAUUACUCUCUGCUUUGAGGGGUAAAAAUGCAUGAAGAUUUGAUUUUUGGAUUCAUCUUAACGUUUAGGUUGUUAAUGCAUUGGAACGGGGCGGGGGGUGUUUGGACAGUAAAUUUGUUGGUGAAAAGUUUUUUUUUUUAUACGCUCGUAGUAGGUCUGUCGCUGGGCUCCUGGAGGAACGUUAGAGACGCGACACAAUGAAGCAUUUUAAGCCUGUCUUUUAUGCACUGAUUUCUCUGCUGUGUGUUUGUGUGUGUGUGUGUGUGUGCGCGCGCGCGCGUUUGUGAACGUAUGACUCGGCCUAUACCGGUCGAUUGAACCGUCUGAAGCUCUACGUCCACCCAGCACUUCGUCCUCCUCAGGCAUUAAAUGUCCCCACUGCUUUGCGUUUCUCCUGUUUAGUAUCCUUCAGCUCCUGGUCAAGCCAUUUCUUAUUUUAUCUCCGCAGAUUCGACCUCUGUUUUUGGGGAAGGUCUAAUGAAGCGGCUUGGCUGAGAUGUGAAGGAUAGAUGGAGAAGAAAAGGAGGUUAAGCUCAAGCCCCUCCUGCUUUAAAGUUCAAGGGUCAGAUAUCUCUGUCACGCUGUUGCUUUUUAGGCUGAUGUUGCCCAUCUCAGUGCAGCGGAUCCAAUGAGGUAUCUGAGAUUCUUUCCUUUAAAGGAGAUGGGAGAGAAUUGGCCUAAAUCAGGGGUCAGCAACCUUUAUAAUCCAAAGAGCCAUUUUUGUCCUCUCAUAAAAUAAAAAAUGUUGACAGAAAAUUUGUGUAUUUUAUGGUUAAAGGACCAUAAAUCUACUUCUUAUUUUGGUUUCAAAACAAAGAAAAACUAACUUUUAGAGAGAGAAUGAAUAAUUUUUCCUGAUAGGAAUCUUUCAUAUUUUUGAAGCUAGAAAAUAACAAGGUUUGCUCCCAAAUCAUUUGUAAAAAAAAAAAAAAAGAAUUUGUACCGUUAGUGUCAUUCUGUUACGGAAAUAUGACAAUAUUACACGAAGACAAAAUGAGAACAAAAUGCAAAAUCUGCUCUCUAUGUAAAACCGCUGCUCAGUGUUAGCGCGCUUUUUCCAAUGUUGCAGAGAGCUGCAGGUUGCAGACCCCUGCCCUAAAUCAAAGCACCUUUUUAGGCUAAAAUGCAUAAAAACCUAAUUUUGCUGAAAAGAUGCCUUUAUACAACUAACAUUUCUAAAGCUGUGGAAGUAUCUGAUACUGUAAAGCAUUUAGAAAUGAUUGCUGGAAAUCAUGUAAAUCUAUUGAAUUUAACAGACAAAUAUUGUCUCACUAUAUUUUGAUGAAAUAUUUGGAUUUGGGUUUUUUUUUUGUGUGAUUGUUGUGUUUGAGUUGGGGCUACAUCAGUUUAACAAUUGCUCUUUAAAAGAUGGUCAAGCGUUUGUACAAUCCAAAAACCAUUUGGCAGCGAUGCAGGCGCGCCAACAUUUCCUCCUCCUCUCUCAGAUGCAUGCGUGUGUGUGUGUAUGUGUGUGCGCGUGUGUCAUCUGCACCUGCAGGCUUUGCCAACGCAACAGUGUGGGUAACAUUGCAGCAGUUUGCACCACAUCUUCUCAUUUUUUUUUGGGGGGGGGGGGUCUUUAAAUGUUAUCUCUUCACUGGCGGCGUCUCUGCAUAUGGGCUCCUUCCAUCCUGCUGUUGUUUUCAUCACUGCUGCUGCUUUUCUUUUUUUUUCUUUUUAAUGUUUUGUUCCUCUGGUUGUGCUUGACCACCUUAAACUGCUGUAGUCCAGGCUAAGUUUUAUUUAAAACUAUUUCUGUUGAAGUGUGAGUUUGGAGAUGAGGGACUGGCGCUAUGUGAGGUGACCGCCCUGACAUGACAUCUCCAUCUUUUGCUGUGCUUACUUGAAAGGGGUGGGUGUAAAAGGUUCAAAAAUGAAAAAAAAAAAAGUCAGUUUAUAGGAAGUCAUGAAGGGUUAAGGGGUGGAGGGGGACAUAUAAUGACUGAAUCUGUUUUGGAAAAGGACAAUCAAUGUCUGGAGAAAAACAACAAAAAAAACUGCAGAUUUUUGAUUGAGAUAUAUUUGCUCCCUGAUGAGAUUACAAUAUUUCUUUGCUUUUCUUUUGAGGUUCUGUUUCCAAUUUUAGUCAUUUUUAGCUUUGACAAUCAUAGCUGGGUUUGUUUUCUUUUUCUCAAGGGGAGUAAAUUCUAAUUGUUUAGUUUUGUAAUUUUUGGUGUGCUGUUGUCGACAUUUUUAAAAUUGUGUGCAAAACUGCAAUAAAUUAUAAGAAUCCUGAACUCCA
Messenger RNA from Girardinichthys multiradiatus, 5383 nucleotides. RefSeq names its product zinc finger and BTB domain containing 18 (gene zbtb18). The coding region runs from base 291 to 1979 and encodes 562 amino acids. The transcript is spliced from 2 exons. Gene Ontology annotation, cellular component: nucleus. Gene Ontology annotation, biological process: regulation of transcription by RNA polymerase II. The record is from RefSeq and is a predicted model, not a curated record. NCBI's taxonomy places the organism in Eukaryota, Metazoa, Chordata, Actinopteri, Cyprinodontiformes, Goodeidae. Gene Ontology annotation, molecular function: protein binding; RNA polymerase II cis-regulatory region sequence-specific DNA binding; DNA-binding transcription factor activity, RNA polymerase II-specific.